CAUUGAAUAUUCAAACAUCCAUAAAUUUGUCCGCCAUCUUUAAAUAACCGGAUAUUGAAAAUCUGAAUUAUCAACAACAAUGAAAAUAGAAUACUUUCAAGAAAAUAGAGAGAAGAGAAACGUCAAACGUCAAAUAUGUCAAAUGUAUAAUAUAAUAUUAUCAUUGGGCAGCUGUCAGUGUAAAACCAAAGAUAAAUAAAUACUCUAACUGAUAACAAAUAAAUAUUUGCAACAACAAUUAUAAAUAAAUAACACAGCUACCAAUACUUAAAACGUACUGUAGUGUUUUCGUAAUGUCAAUAAUAAUAAAUUAACCUUAAAAAUAUACAAGUAAUGACACUACACUAUAAACAAGCAGCUGUUGUUGUUACAAAGUAACAAAGAAUAAUUUAAAUAUCAUGCGGAAUUGAUUUCAAAAUUUUUAUUUUUAAUAUCUAAUUAAUCUUCAUCACUGUAUAGUAUAAAUUCUGACCUUUGGAGUGUAUCAUUUUAAAUCAACCGCAUAAAAUUUAUUCAUUAGUCAUUAUGCUGAAAGUGAUAAGCAGUUUAAAAUUUUAUAAAUAGAAAUCUAGUAGUACAGUUAUUUUAUUUUAUGAUUUUAAAAUUUUUAAAUUAAUGUAAAUUAUUUAUUUUACUUUAAAAUAAUUUUAAUGUCACUCGCUGAUGAAUUAACGAGGCCUUUAGAGCCUGAAAAUCAUAAUGAAGAACGAGAUCCACCAAUUUGGAGAAUAUUACAUGAGUUAGCGACUUCAAAUCGUGAUUAUUUCGCUAAACAACUCGAUGAAAAUGGUCUAAGAAUCCACGCAGCUCACAAUGUCAUCCUAGAUAACUAUCAAGAAUUACGUGAGUUGUAUAAAGAAAUAUCAGAGAUUGCACCAGAAUUUGAUUUUGAUGAAAUUACUCCUGGUAAUGGAUACCGAAGUUUUCUUAAACUUGUCGAUCAAUGUCUGCUACAUACUGGUAGUAUAUGCAGGCAUAUUCAUUCCUACAAAGACUCUGUGCUUUUUAGAAAGUCAAAUUAUAUGAGAGAGAUUGAAGCUUGCUCACAACUAGUUGUGUCAAUAACGACAUUUUUGCAUCAUUUAAAAACGCUUUAUAGUUGGAGUGAACUAGCAAGUGAUGGUAAAUUGUCAUUGUUUCCAUCAGACGAACAUAGUCCUCAAGAAUUAUUAAACCAAGCUGGAAAUAUUGAUCAGUAUUGUUUUUAUGGAAGAUGUUUAGCUUUUCAAUUUGUAGAUAGUGUUAAGUACGUGUUAAAAGGAUUAGUGUCGUCCAUGGCAACAUUUAGUGAAAUUUAUUAUACCAAUGGAUCAUUACUUAAUAGAUGUACUCAAUCAGUUAAAUAUUUUAUUGAUCCAGAAGCACGUGCUCGUCGUAUUGUUAAUAUUUCACAACGAGCUGAAGUUGAUUUUUGUAAAUCAUUUUGGAUGCUUAAUGAAGCUGAUAUAGUUCAAUUUGUGCCAUCAAUGUUAAUGCCUUCUUUGCCAAUAAAUCAAGUGAUAUCAAUCCCUCCUGACGAAUUAACAUUGACAACAACCGAUGGUAUUAAUGUAAAAAUACCCAUUCCAAAUAGUCAUAUAGGAAAGAAACCGAUCCAUGUGAGAUUACUGAGUUCUAAACGUAGAAUAGGAAUGGUUGGAUCUGCUCGAGCAAGUGGAGAACUAUAUGGACCAUCAGAUGUACUUGUAUUUCAUUGUCACGGUGGUGGUUUUGUAGCACAGACUUCAAAAUCCCACGAGCUUUAUUUGCGUAACUGGGCGAUAGAACUUGAUGUGCCGUUGCUGAGUGUUGACUACAGUUUAGCACCUGAAGCACCUUAUCCACGAGCUAUUGAAGAAGUUGUUUACUCUUAUGCAUGGGCAUUGAAACACGCGAACUCAUUGCUAGGAAGUACUGCUAAAAAAAUAAUAUUUGUUGGUGACUCUGCAGGCGCAAAUUUAAAUCUUGCUUUAACAACAAAAUGUUUUGAAAUGAAUAUUCGUAAACCAGAUGGUAUUUUUAUGGCUUAUGUACCAGUACUUGUAGAAUUUGUUCCAUCACCUUCAAGGAUGCUUGGAUUAACUGAUCCAUUGUUACCAUUUGGAUUUAUGAUGCGUUGUUUGAAGGCUUAUACGCUCGGCGAUACUCAAAUUUCCCCAAAAGACAAAGAUGUUGACGUUGAAUCAACAACAUCUGACACUGAAUCAUUCGCUGAAGUAAGUGAGAGUGAUCUUAUUGCACUGGCACUGAGUCCCAAUGGCGAUGAAACUAAUGAAAAUAAAUUAGCAUCAUUACCAUCAGACUCCACACUAAAUUCAGUUAGUUUAGUUGACGUUGACGCUACCCAGUUGCCUCAGCCCACUUCAACAAGUGAAACAUCUCAAGAUUAUAUUAAAAAAUUUUUUGACUUUUAUAAAAAUGCCGCUGCACGUCUUUCUCCAUCAUUAGCUAAUGGGGUUAACCAUGACUAUGAUAAUUAUUCUGACAGCAAUACGUCAGUUGGUUUUUUUGGUUUAACUUUUGGUAAAAGUAUUAAAAAGUUACGUGAAUUAGAUGAUGAAGAUGCCAAGAGUCCGAGCGAAGAAUUUGUUUUUACUGUACCACGUGAUCCUUUGCUAAGUCCUUAUCGUAUAUCUGAUGAUAUACUAAGAAAAUUACCACCGAUCAAAAUAUUGACGACAGACUUGGAUCCUUGUCUUGAUGAUUGUGUUAUGUUUGGACGUAAAUUAAAACAACUUGGUAAUAAUAUAACAUUAGAUAUUGUGAAAGGAUUACCACAUGGAUUUUUAAGUUUAUCUGGAAUGUCUAAAGAAGCUCAGGAAGGCUCUAAUAUAUGUAUUAAAAAAAUUAAACAACUAAUGAAUAUGUAAUAAUGACUAAAGCUUUAUUAAUUAGAAAGCUGUAUGACUCAAGUAUUUUAAUGGAAUUUGUAAAUGUGUAAAGUCAAAACGUU
Messenger RNA from Microplitis demolitor, 2932 nucleotides. It is a transcript of the gene Hsl, whose product is annotated as hormone-sensitive lipase. Gene Ontology annotation, cellular component: cytosol. Gene Ontology annotation, biological process: triglyceride catabolic process; cholesterol metabolic process. The transcript is spliced from 7 exons. Gene Ontology annotation, molecular function: sterol ester esterase activity; triacylglycerol lipase activity. Lineage: Eukaryota; Metazoa; Arthropoda; Insecta; Hymenoptera; Braconidae. Bases 651 to 2849 code for a protein of 732 amino acids. The record is from RefSeq and is a predicted model, not a curated record.